AUGGAUCCCAGUUUUAGCUCCUCACUGGACAAGGGGGAUGUGACCGCGCUCAGCCUGCCCACCACCACCGGGCAUGGUGACACCGAUGGCACCAUCUGCUUGGAUGUCCCUGAUGGUACCCCUGACCCUCACAGGACAAAAGCUGCCAUCGAGCACCUGCACCAGAAGAUCCUCAAGAUCACUGAGCAGAUCAAGAUCGAGCAGGAGGCUCGAGAUGACAACGUGGCCGAGUACCUGAAGCUGGCCAACAACGCGGACAAGCAGCAAGCCUCCCGCAUCAAGCAGGUUUUUGAGAAGAAGAACCAGAAGUCAGCACAGACCAUCGCGCAGCUGCACAAGAAGCUGGAGCACUACCACAAGAAGCUGAAGGAGAUCGAGCAGAACGGCCCUUCCCGGCAGCCCAAGGAUGUCUUCCGGGACAUGCACCAGGGUCUUAAGGACGUGGGUGCCAACGUUCGUUCCAGCAUCAGUGGUUUUGGUGGUGGUGUGGUAGAAGGUGUCAAGGGAGGGCUCUCAGGUCUGUCCCAGGCCACCCACACUGCCGUGGUCUCCAAGCCCCGAGAAUUUGCCAGCCUCAUCAGGAACAAAUUUGGCAGCGCAGACAACAUUGCUCACCUGAAGGACACGUUGGAUGAUGGGCACCCGGAGGAGGCUUCGCGGGCUCUCAGUGGCAGUGCCACCCUGGUCUCCAGCCCUAAGUAUGGCAGCGAUGACGAGUGCUCCAGUGCCACCUCCGGCUCGGCUGGUGGCAGCAACUCAGGGGCAGGACCCGGUGGCUUGGGGAGCCCCAAGUCCAACACACUGGACAGCCACCACAAUAACUUCGACACCAUCCUGGAGGAGCUCCGGGAGAUCAAGGACAGCCAGUCACACCUGGAGGACUCCAUGGAGGACCUCAAAGCUCAGCUGCAGCGGGAUUACACCUACAUGACACAGUGCUUGCAAGAGGAGAGGUACAGGUACGAGCGCCUGGAGGAGCAGCUGAAUGACCUCACUGAGCUGCACCAGAAUGAAAUGACCAACCUGAAGCAGGAGCUGGCCAGUAUGGAGGAGAAGGUGGCCUACCAGUCCUACGAGAGGGCACGGGACAUCCAGGAGGCAGUGGAGUCCUGCCUGACACGGGUGACCAAACUGGAGCUGCAGCAACAGCAGCAGCAAGUGGUGCAGCUGGAAGGGGUGGAGAACGCCAACGCCCGGGCGCUGCUGGGCAAGUUCAUCAACGUCAUCCUGGCCCUGAUGGCCGUGCUGCUCGUCUUCGUCUCCACCAUCGCCAACUUCAUCACCCCGCUCAUGAAGACCCGCAUGCGCAUCCUCAGCACUGCCUUGCUUGUCCUCUUUCUCUUCUUCCUCUGGAAGCACUGGGACUCCAUCACCUACUUUCUGGAGCAUGUCCUGCUCCCCAGCUGA
Antrostomus carolinensis (chuck-will's-widow) is the source of this 1407-nucleotide messenger RNA. It is a transcript of the gene TMCC2, whose product is annotated as transmembrane and coiled-coil domain family 2. Gene Ontology annotation, biological process: amyloid precursor protein metabolic process. The transcript is spliced from 4 exons. The coding region runs from base 1 to 1407 and encodes 468 amino acids. Lineage: Eukaryota; Metazoa; Chordata; Aves; Caprimulgiformes; Caprimulgidae. Gene Ontology annotation, cellular component: endomembrane system. The record is from RefSeq and is a predicted model, not a curated record.